This is a messenger RNA of Oryzias latipes (Japanese medaka), 5360 nucleotides long. It is a transcript of the gene iqgap3, whose product is annotated as IQ motif containing GTPase activating protein 3. Gene Ontology annotation, cellular component: cell cortex. Gene Ontology annotation, biological process: mitotic actomyosin contractile ring assembly actin filament organization; regulation of GTPase activity. The record is from RefSeq and is a predicted model, not a curated record. Gene Ontology annotation, molecular function: actin filament binding; calmodulin binding; GTPase activator activity. Lineage: Eukaryota; Metazoa; Chordata; Actinopteri; Beloniformes; Adrianichthyidae.
UCAAACCCUCGACCGGAAGCAGCGGCGGACGGUUGGUCUAUCACAGAACCGACAGGAGCCCGCGGAGAGCACAGCUACCGGGACCCGCGAACCCGCUGGUCAGCAUGGCGGAUCCAGCCGCGCAGAACCGAUUUGAGCGCCUCACGGCGGAGCAGAUGGACGAGCAGAGGGUCCAGAACGUGGCGUACCAGUACCUGUGCAGGCUGGAGGAGGCCAAGAGAUGGAUGGAGGCGUGUCUGGGGGAGGAGCUUCCUGCUCCCACUGACUUGGAGGAGGGACUGAGGAACGGCGUCAUUCUGGCCAAACUGGGUCAUCGCUUUGCUCCGACAGCCGUCCCUCUGAAGAAGAUCUACGACCCGGAGCAGCUCAGAUUCCAGGCUGCGGGCCUGCAGUUCCGUCACACCGACAACAUUAACCACUGGAGGAACGCCAUGACGGCGUUGGGCCUGCCGGGGAUCUUCUAUCCUGAAACCACAGACGUGUACGACAAGAAGAACAUGCCAAAAGCUGUAUACUGCAUCCACGCUCUCAGCUUGUACCUGCACAGACUUGGUUUGGCUCCACCCAUUCAUGACCUGUAUGGACAAGUGAUGUUCACAGAUGAAGAGAUCAACAACAUGAAGCUGGAGCUGGACAGGUACGGAAUCCAAAUGCCAGCCUUCAACAAGAUAGGAGGCAUCCUGACCAAUGAGCUGUCGGUGGACGAAGCCGCAGUGCAUGCAGCGGUGGUUGCCAUUAACGAGGCACUGGACCGAGGAGAUGUGCACGUCACGGCUCAAACUUUGAGGAAUCCUGCUGCCUUGCUCACUGACCUGGAGGAGGCGCUGAUGUGCGUCUACCAGGAGAAGCUGCAGCAGGCGAAGAAGAGGAAGGCUCACACCGCUGUGUGUAAGCAGCGAGGAACAUCAGAGGACAGAGACUUGUAUGAGGAGUACCUGACUCGGAUGGAGAUCCAGGAUCAAAUUCAAACUGUCAAUGUUCGGAUGGCGCUGGAACAGGUGGAUGCAGCUCUGGACGCCGCCGAUGAGCGGGUUUUGCUCUCUUCACUGCAGCUGCCAUGUUUGGGCCUUAGUGGCCUCCGGACCCUAAACGGGCCUUGGUACCUGGAUCAGCUGUUGGAGGAACGCCAGCAGAAGGUUCUGGACUCUGAGGAUCCUCUGGAAGUUGCUGAGCUGCAGGAUUCGAUCUUUGCAGCAAACCUGAAAGCUCAGGAGGACAGAGAUGUAUGUGAGGCGUUGCAGCGCGUCAAUGCGGCGCUGCGUGGCAGCGACUCGCGUCACACCGUCAGCUGCCUGAUGGACAGCCACCUGCAGCUGCCAGAGGUGUUCCCAUCUGCUGCUGAUCUGUACCACAGAGAGCUCCAGCAUCUGCAGAAACGGACUGCACAGGGGGGGCUAAAGCAGGAGGAGCUGUUUGUGGCAGUGGACAUGCUGUCGGCGGUGGCGCUCAUCAACAACGCGCUGAAGGCGGGACAUCAGCAGCAGUUCAACGCCGCUGUGCUCAGUCUGUCCGCAGGACUCUCUGAUGUGGACCCCGACCUGUUGCACAGGUACUGUCUGCACCUGACGGAGGUGAAGCAGAGGGCGGGGCACGAUCUGCUGACCUGGAAUCAGCUGCAAGAGGGAAUCACCGACGUCAACAAGGCAGUGAAAGAUGAACACCAGCAGCUGCAGGCCGUUGGCUGCAUCAACCAAGCUGUGCUGAGAGCAGACCCCCAGCAGCUGCUGUCUGCUCUUCUGCUGCCCUGCUGUGGACUUGAGGGGGUGGUUCCCUCAAACCGGGGUAGAUACCUGACUCUGCUGAGCCGGAGGAGACGGCACAAAGCCCAGAUGAGCGGAGACCCGGAGGCGGAGCUGUGGUUAGCGGACAUCAGAGCUGCAGUGGACCAGGCCAACCAACAGAGCCAGAAAGCUCUGAAACUUUGCCUGGCGGCGGCGGCGGCGAACCAGGCAGUGAAGGAAAACCGGAUCAAACAGACCCUCCAUGUUCUGGCUUUACCUGAGCUGCACCUGCAGGAGCUUUUGUCUGACUGUGCAGAAGAAUACCAGAGACAGCUGAGAGCCCUGCUGGAGUCCAGGACGCGCUCAGGAGACAACAGGAGUCCGUGGGUCCAAAUGCAACUUCAGGAUGGCUCCGCCUACUAUUUUCACUUGAAGAACUUAAAGGGAAGCUGGGAAGCGCCUGACAAUUUCAUCCACAACAGUGUGUUCAUAAACCAGCAGGAGAUACAGGAUGUGGUGAGCGGGGUUUCCGCGGCGCACACUCGCAGCAUCCUGUGGCGGAGCAGAGAGGCGCUCAUUGUUGGGCUGCAAGCGCGAUGUCGGGGUUUCCUGGUCAGACGGCAGCGGCAGGCGCGCUGCCGUUACCUGCAGAGUCACUCCCCUGCUGCUGUCGUCAUACAGGCCAACUGGAGGAGGUUCGUCCAGCAAAGGGCGUACCGGCGGCGGCUGCAGUUGCUCUACAUGAACUGGAGGGCAGUGGUGAAGAUCCAGUCCCUGGUGAGGAUGUGGUUGAUGAGGAGAAGAUAUCGAGACCGACUGCGGUUCUUCAGAUGCCAUGUUGGCGCAGUCGUCAAGAUCCAGGCGUUCUUCAGAGCUAACAGAGCGCGACACGAAUACAGGAUGCUGGUUCAUUCCACCACGCCCCCCUUGUCAGUGGUCAGGAAGUUCCUUCACCUGCUUGACAUGAGUGACGGAGACAUCCGGGAGGAGGCGGAGCUUCUGCGUCUCACUGAGGAGGUGGCGAGGACCAUUCGCUUUAACCGACAGCUGGAGGGUGACCUGGACCUGAUGGACCUGAAGAUCGGUCUGCUUGUGCGGAACAGAGCCACACUGCAGGAAGUGGUUUCUCACUGCAAGAAGCUUACCAGGAAGACCAAAGAGCAACUGUCGGACAUGAUGGAUGUGGAGAAGAGCAAAGGCUUAAAGGCUCUGAGCAGGAAGAGGAGGGAAAGGCUGGAGGCCUACCAGCACCUGUUCUACCUGCUGCAGACGCAGCCUCUGUACCUGGCUCAGCUGAUCUUCCUGAUGCCUCAGAGUCGCUCCAACUCCUUCAUGGAGAUGUUGGUGUUUAGUCUGUUCAACUAUGGCUCCGACCGCAGAGACGGCUUCCUGCUGCUGCAGCUGUUCACUGCAGCUCUGCGAUAUGAGAUCAGCCUGAAGGUCACACAGCCUCAGGACAUUGUCACUGGGAACCCCACCGUCAUCAAGAUGAUGGUGAACUUUUACCGCCAUGCUCACGGUCAGAACCCCCUCCGGGAGGUGCUGGGUCCGGCUCUACAGGACCUGCUGCUGGACAGAACCCUCAGCAUCAGAACUGACCCAGUGGAGGUUUACAAGUCCUGGAUCAACCAGACGGAGACCAAGACUGGACUAAAGAGCUCUUUACCGUACGAGGUUUCUUCUGGAGACGCUCUGUCGCACCCGGAGGUCCAGAGGAGGAUCGACAUCGCCGUCAUUAACCUGAAGAACCUGACUGACCGAGUCCUCAAAGCCAUCACCUCCAACCUCCACAAAGUUCCCUACGGGCUGCGGUUCUCCGCUAAAACACUCCGGGACGCCCUGAAAACCAAGUUUCCUGAAGCUGGAGAGGACGAGCUCUACAAGAUUGUGGGGAACCUGGUGUAUUACCGCUACAUGAACCCGGCCAUUGUGGCUCCAGACGGUUUCGAUGUUCUGGAGCGCUCCACCGGCUCCGCCCUGCUGCCGGAGCAGCGCCACGUCCUGGGCUCUGUCGCUCGGAUGCUGCAGCAAGUUGCUGCCAACAAGCACUUCCAUGGAGACGGGUACCACAUCCGGGCCCUGAACCAGUACAUCAGCCAGACUCACGCCAAGUUCUGGAGCUUCCUGCAGGCGGUCUGUGACGUUCCUGAACUGGAGCAGCACUUCAGCAUGGACGAGUACUCUGAGCUGCUGAUCCUCAACCGGCCCGUCAUCUACAUCUCUGUCAGCGAGCUGCUCAACACGCACCAGCUGCUGUUGGACCACCAGGACGCUUUGUGUCCGGACCCGUCAGACCCGCUGAAACUCAUUCUAAAGGACCUCGGAGCGGUUCCCUCUCUGGAGGACCUCGCUGGUUCUGCGGCAGAGGCAGAGCUGAGUAAGACGGAGGUUUCUCUAACCCUGACCAACAAGUUUGACAUCUUCAGUGACGCCAAGGAGGAAAAAGACGCCAAAGGACUUCUGCUCAGCACCAAGCAGCUGAUUGUUGAUGUCAUCAGGACGCAGUCAGGAGACUCUCUCAGUGACAUCCUGAGGACACAGACCUCACCUGCCCAGGAAGCCCGUCAUGAUUGGUUGCUGCAGCGUAGAGCCCGGCAGGACGCGCAAACGCCGGAGAAGAUGAAGAGGAACCAGUCGCUGGUCGCCAACAGCAACCUGAGCCUGGAAGAGAAGAAGAGGAAGAUCCUGCGGAGUCUUCGCUGUCUGGAGACACUUGGGGUCUUGACGCCACCGCAGACCGAGAGCCAGAUUCUCCAGCAGAUCGCCAAGGACAUCCGACAGCAACGUUUGCGCCGGCAGCGGCGAGGGGCGGAGCUACAGAAGCUGCGUCAGACCCUAAGCUGCCUGCAGGAGAAAAGCAACUUUCACAGCGAGCAGGUGGACUACUACAGACAUUACAUCACUUCCUGUCUGGACAACCUGACCCCCCAAAGUAAAUCAACCAAUAAAAAGACAGCAGAUGGCAAAAAGAAGCUUUCUGCUCUGAGCUACAGCGCCACCCGGCUGCAGGAGAAGGGAGUGCUGCUGGAAAUCCAGGACCUGCCUACAACGCAAUUCAAGAACGUCGUGUUCGACAUCGUCCCUGGACCUGAGAAGGGAAGCUUCCGCGUCAAAGCACGGUUCCUCGGAGUGGAGAUGGAGGAGUUCCUCCUUAAGUACCAGGACCUGCUGCAGCUGCAGUAUGAGGGCGUGGCAGUAAUGAAGAUGUUUGACAAAGCCAAGGUCAACGUCAACCUGCUCAUCUUUCUUCUCAACAAGAAGUUCUUCAAGAACUAAAGGCCGGGUUCUCCGUCUGUGUCCUCCUCUCCGUUCCUGUGGACAGAGUGGGAUGUCUUUCUGAGACAUAUCUGUGGACUAACCCCACCCCAGAGUGGCGCGUCACUCCUAUGUUUGUGUGUUUUCUCUGCACUCUAACACAAGGCUCACACUUUAGACGGCGAGUCUUCUGGACCACAGCAUCAUGUCUGUCUGCAACAGUCUCCCUUCUGUGGGCGGGGCUUUCCUGUCAGAUGUGAUUGGUUACUGCAGUAUCUGUUGUUUUCAAGCUUUUCUUUGACGCUUUUUCUGAACGAGGUCUGUAUUUGUCUGUUUUUAUUUCUAUGUUUGAAUUUUUCAAAUAAACAACUUUUCUGGUGAAGU